UGAAUUAAUAAGAGGAAUAUGCUACGUAAUGGCCGCCACUGAGCUGUGUUCUCCCGGUAUUUACACCCAUGACCGUUUUAUCCCAUAUCGACCCCACCUAGAUGUGGAUGUGGCCCACGCCCGGGUGAUGAGUCCACCCAGCGAAACCAAGAACCACUCACUUUGGGGCAACGACCAUCAGCUGCUUUACAGUGAUGUUCUCGAUGAAAUUCUCGAUUCUCCGGGUCAAAAACGAGUAUUGCCCAUAGCACCAUGUCAAAGUCCGGAUUCACAGAGAUCUUCUGUGUCACCCACAGGUUGCCCCAAAAUAUGCUCCAGGAAGAUGAGAAGAAAGGUGGUCACAUCACCCAAAAAUAUACUGGAUAUGCCAAAAAUUCGAAAUGAUUUCUACACAAAUGUCCUUGACUGGGGACGUUCCAACAAGAUUGUAGUUGCCUUAGAACAAACAACAUACAUCUGGGAUGUCGAUUCAAAGGUUUGCAAGAAAGUUAACAUCGUCCCGGAGGAUGAAACCUCCUCUAAUUAUGUGUCUGCUGUCUGCUGGAACAACGAGGGCUACCUGGUGGCAACUGGAGACAACCAGGGUCAUCUGAAGGUCUUCGAUCCUGAAAUGGAAAAAAUAAUACACGAUUUGAACGUAGAUGAGAAGACUACAAUAAGUGUGAUAAAAUGGAGAAACAACGAAAUCUACACGGGAGAUCGCAAAGGGAGAGUUUGCCAGUACGAUCUAAGAUGUCCUGUUUUAGCUGGUAGACUAAUUGGACGGGGGUUAGACAUUUGUGGUAUGGCACUGUCCAGUAAUUCUCACGAAAUGGUGACGGGUGGUAACGGGGGUAUUGUGCGGUUGUGGGAUCUGCGCGCGCAGCAUUGCUUCAGGACGAUUAAAGCACACAGUGGAUGCGCUAAGGCGCUGGCAUGGUGUCCAUGGCGAAGCAGUAUCAUAGCAACGGGAGGGGGAGCACAAGAUGGGUACAUCAAACUGUGGCAGAUUCACACGGGGGAACUGAUAGCGAAAAUGUCAACCAAAUCUCAGGUGUGUGGGUUAUUGUGGUCACAAGAGUACCAAGAACUUGCUUCCAGUCACGGUUCAGUAACACCAGAAAACAACGACAUUGUGCUGUGGAGGAUGUCAAGAUUUCAAUUCGAACCCCUUGCAAAACUUCAACAGCACUUAGCACGCCCUCUACACAUGACGCUAAGUCCUAAUGGGACUACAAUAGCCUCCGCCGGAGUAGAUGAAAUGAUGUGUAUCUGGGAAUGUUUUCCGGAAAAUCGCGACAACUACCGGAAACAAUCUUCGUCGCCACUCGCUCUGAAUCAAGUGAUCCGAUGAUAAUGGUUACCUUGGAGACUUGCAUCAAGAAAGCUUCUACAAAAACAUUUUGAUUGUUUUGAGCAUGUUAAAAGCUGUUUGAAUUUGUAAAUAUGAAUAGUUACUGUGUUAUAAUUGUUACGUAUUAAAAAUUAGUGCAUGUUCA
Messenger RNA from Saccostrea cuccullata (small rock oyster), 1478 nucleotides. RefSeq names its product cell division cycle protein 20 homolog. Gene Ontology annotation, biological process: positive regulation of ubiquitin protein ligase activity; anaphase-promoting complex-dependent catabolic process; positive regulation of anaphase-promoting complex-dependent catabolic process. The record is from RefSeq and is a predicted model, not a curated record. Gene Ontology annotation, cellular component: anaphase-promoting complex. Gene Ontology annotation, molecular function: protein binding; ubiquitin ligase activator activity; anaphase-promoting complex binding. The transcript has 8 exons. Lineage: Eukaryota; Metazoa; Mollusca; Bivalvia; Ostreida; Ostreidae. The coding region runs from base 29 to 1333 and encodes 434 amino acids.